This is a messenger RNA of Betta splendens (Siamese fighting fish), 4748 nucleotides long. It is a transcript of the gene cntn5, whose product is annotated as contactin 5. The record is from RefSeq and is a predicted model, not a curated record. The coding region runs from base 656 to 3952 and encodes 1098 amino acids. The transcript has 25 exons. Gene Ontology annotation, biological process: cell-cell adhesion. Gene Ontology annotation, molecular function: protein binding. Lineage: Eukaryota; Metazoa; Chordata; Actinopteri; Anabantiformes; Osphronemidae.
GCUUCUACGACAAGGUAGAGAUUUUGCUAGUUAACGGCACAGUUAACAUGAUUAAAAAACAAUCAAACCCGAAUCUACGGUAAAGUAGCAAAUUCAGACAGCCACUCCACGCGCACCAGCGAUAGCCCCGGUGUCAGAAAGUGAUAGGAUGCCACUCCUUAACUAAGUGAGAGCCACCUUUUUUUUCCUCGGCACCACAGAGCCGGGAUGCUGAGCUGCAGAGCUGGCUGCAGCGGUGGAGGCUGAGUGAGAGGCGACCGAACCAGAGCUCCGACCGCCACGAAGCGCGGCACCCGCACAAAGCUCCCUGAAGUGGAAGGCGAUGUUCGGCGCUCGAGGGUAAAGGAGCUGGACACCGAAAGAGAAGCACAUCUACUGAUUCUAUUUUUUCUACUUGAGGAUGUACUGUUUACGCUGGCUCACCAGAUAAAGCGGCAGAGACGGGGAUCCGGACUUCACUGGAUUUUCUUAACACCGCUGCCAUUCCGUGGUUUGGGUCGGGAGGGAGCGACUCGGCGGCGGUCACCGCAACGGGCAUCAUCCGGGAGAGGACGGGAAAAGUGAGACGACAGAGCGCCUCGUUGGAUUUCCGCACAGCUUUAAUGAAGAAGCAGACCUGCUAACAUUCUUGCAGAAGGGACCCUUUUCAACAAGUAUGGGGUCACCAUGGAAACCAUUUCUGCUCCUGUCUGUCAUCAGUGGCCUUUCAGACUUGGCGAGAGCUGUUGCAGCACGGCCCAUAUCAUAUGCAGCAGUGCUGCGAAUGAAAGCAGACAGCUCUUCAUCAGUGCUCAGCUCGCGGAGCCGGCCUCGAGAACAACGCGGUGGUGGACUGGUGGCUCCUGACUGGUCUGCUUUCUCCAGUCAUCCCCUGUCAGCCCUGAGUUUGCUCAGCUCUCAGGAGGAUUACCGGAGCGAAGAGAGUGAGGAGUUUGGGCCUGUUUUCAUACAGGAGCCAGACGAUGUUAUUUUUCCUUUGGACUCUGAUGAGAAGAAAGUGGUGAUGCACUGUGAAGCACGGGGGAAUCCACCGCCCACAUACAGUUGGUACAUCAAUGGGACAAAGGUGGACGUAGAGGCAGAUUACCGCUACAGCUUCGUUGAUGGGAACCUAAUUAUUACCAAUGCAAGUGAGGUCACGGACUAUGGGAAGUACCAGUGCAAAGCAGAGAACAGCUUCGGGAUUGUCCUAAGUCGAGACGGUUUGUUGCAGUUUGCAUAUCUGGGUGCUUUCAGUGGAAAGGCCAGAGGUGCGGUGUCUGUGCGUGAAGGCCAAGGAGUGGUGCUCAUGUGUACGCCUCCUCCUCAUUCAGCAGAGAUCAUCUAUAGCUGGGUGUUCAAUGAAUUCCCAUCGUUUGUUGCGGAGGACAGCCGCCGCUUCAUUUCCCAGGACACCGGAAACCUGUACAUCUCCAAGGUGCAGCCGUCCGACGUAGGAAGUUACAUCUGCCUGGUGAAGAACACGGUGACGAACGCGAGGGUGCUGAGCCCCCCAACACCUCUGACUCUGAAAACCGAUGGUGUCAUGGGUGAAUAUGAGCCCAAAAUUGAAGUACACUUCCCUACAUCUGUUCUGGCUGCCAAAGGAGUCACUGUCAGGCUGGAGUGCUUCGCUCUGGGGAAUCCAGUGCCAACAAUCACGUGGAGAAAGAUAAAUGGCAACAUCCCCAAGAAAGCCAGGCUUCGCAAGUCCCAGGCCGUGCUGGAGAUCCCCAACAUUCAGCUGGAGGACUCGGGAACGUACGAGUGUAAAGCUGAGAAUCCCCGAGGAGGCACCGCUUUCAAAGGACAUCUGCAGGUCUACACCCUCCCACAGUGGGUCAGAAUGAUUAAUGACACUCAGAUGGAUAGUGGAGAGAAGCUCCAGUGGGAGUGCAAGGCCACAGGGAGGCCCCGGCCCACCUAUCGCUGGCUACGCAAUGGUUUGCCCUUGACAUCGCAGGAGCGAUUGGAAAUCGCAACUGGUGAACUUACCAUUCACAAAGUGCAGCAGGCCGACUCAGGAAUGUACCAGUGCGUGGCGGAGAAUAAAUACGGCGCUGUCUACUCCAAUGCUGAGCUGAAGAUUCUAGCGUCUCCACCGGUGUUUGUCCCUAAUCCUGUCCGGGUCAUCGCCACACUGGGAAAAGAUGUGUCACUGGAAUGUAAACCCAGAGCAUCGCCCAAACCACGGAUAACAUGGAGGAGGGGGGACAGAAGGAUCCAGCCCAAUAAAAGAAUCAUGCUGUUACGGAACAACACUCUGAGAAUUGUUAACUCCAGCCGGGCAGAUGAGGGGAACUACGUGUGCCGGGCAGAGAAUCAGCUGGGCUCGGCGGAGCUGACUGCCAUACUGUGGGUAAAAGAGGCCAUGCGUGUGGAGCUGAGUCCAACCAGAGUGGAGGUGACCGUGGGCGAGAGCGUGGUGCUGAGCUGCAAGGCCACGCACGACACCUCGCUGGACGUCUCCUUCCAGUGGUUCUUCAACCAGAAGCCCAUCAACUUUCAGCAGGACGGCGGCCACUUUGAAUACAUCCAAACAGUAAGAAUGAGACAGUCUUCCACGGUGGAUUUGAUGAUCAGGAGCAUUUUGCUGAAGCAUGCUGGGAAGUACGGAUGCCGCGCUCAGACCAGCGCCGACGCCUUGUUUGCAGAAGCGGAGCUUCUUGUACGAGGUCCUCCCGGGCCCCCUGGAGUGGUGAUAGUAGAGGAAAUUACUGACCUGACAGCCACCCUGUCCUGGACUCGUGGCCUGGACAACCACAGCCCCAUCAGCAGCUAUAAUGUACAAGCCCGCAGCCCAUUUUCGUUAGGCUGGCAAACUGUCAAAACAGAUCCAGAGCCAGUCACAGGGGACAUGGAGUCAGCCAUUGCCGUGGAGCUCAACCCCUGGGUGGAUUAUGAGUUUAGAGUGGUGGCCACCAAUGCUAUUGGAACCGGAGACCCUAGUGCACCUUCAAGAGCAGUUAAGACCAAAGAAGCAGUCCCGUCAGUGGCACCGACGAAUGUUAGUGGAGGAAACGGCCGCAGGCAUGAGCUGGUCAUCUCGUGGGAGCCAGUAUCCGAGGAGUUCCAAAACGGCGAGGGCUUCGGGUACAUCGUCGCAUUCCGCGCCAACGGAACCCGAGGCUGGAAGGAGAAGAUGGUGACGUCGGCGGACUCCACCACGUACAAGUACCGAGACGAGACCUUCCCUCCUCUCACCCCGUUUGAGGUCAAGGUCGGCGUCUACAACAAUAAGGGCGAUGGGCCCUUUAGCAAAGUUGUCAUCAUCCACUCUGCUGAGGGCGAGCCGAGGGAGGCGCCGUCCGAGGUGAAAGCUUACAGUAUCUCUUCAUCAGAAAUCAGGGUCACUUGGAAAGCACCCAAUCCUGAACCUGGGAGACCAAGAGGAUAUGAGGUCAGCUACUGGAACGACAUGGAGCAGGAAGAGUCUGGGAAGAAACAAAGAACCGUGAGAAACGAAACGUCCAUGGUCUUAACGGGACUUGAGGGCAACACUCUGUACCGCAUCACGGUGAAGGGCUUCAACAGCAUCGGCCAGGGUCCCGGCAGUCCCGCUGUCACAGCCAGUACCAGGAAGGCCCCUCCUGCCCAGCCUCCGGCCAACCUCAUGUGGAUUCAAGAAGGCAACAAUGUGUCUCUGAGCUGGGACCCGGUGAAGGCGAAGGACAAUGAGUCGGAUGUGAUCGGGUACAUGGUGAUGCUGAAGCAGGAGGGGAGGGGCCACAACCAGGUGACGAGGACCAUCAACCCGUCCACCACGCUCUCACUGCCGGAGGGAGGCACCUACAUCAUAGAGGUGCGCGCCCUCAGCGAGGGGGGCGAGGGAGCGGUCAGCUCCCAAGUUCGACUCGUCACCUCCUCUGGUGUUCGAGCUAAAAGCAACCAGUGCUCGGUGCACUGCCUGCCGCGGAGCCUGGCGUGGACAGCACUGCUCCUGGUUCUUCUGGUGCCUUCAGCUUCCUGGUGAGGCUUCUGUGCCGUCCUUGUUUUUCUGGAGGGAGCCGCCAGUCUUCCGCUCCCUCGUUCCCUCUGACUGCCUGCUUGCUUCGGCCUUACCCUCCCGAGGGCCCCGAGGCCUGCCAAGGGGGGCUGAGCUCGCCAGUUAACACGCAGCUCUUCAGUGUUGAGACUUUUUAGUUCCUUCGAGGCACCGGACGUUUGAUUUGCACAGCUCUUUCCAGCAUCACAGUAGUGUUGUACUGUAGUGUACAUUGUGUGGAAAGAUUUGUUUAAUCAUUUCUUUUACCAUCAUGUGUUUCUCUCAUUGACUGGCAUCGAACCACUUCCAGACGGCUCCUACGGCUCUGGGGCUCUGCAGAGCGUGAACAAUUCCUUGAAAGCUGCUGUGGUAGUAAUACAGGGAUCAGCCGGUCUGUUUCUUUUCAUUACUUAUCUGCAUCAAUUUACCCCUUGGCUGCCUAACAAGCAAUGCAGCAGAAGCUCAGUAGAGAUAAGUGCAUUGUUUUCUUAUUCACACAUCGAGGAGGAAAAAAGUUUUUUAUGGAACUAACAAUCUUACUAUUUCCAGACUUGCUUUUUGUACAUUGUGUUACCUUUAGAGAAAAACAAGCAGUGGUGUGUGUCAGCUAUGUCAAACUCUCUGUUUUUUGGUAGCGAUUAAGCAAAUGCUUGGUGAUACAGUUUGUUGACUGUUGGAUGUAUGGAGGUAGGAACUGACUGUGCCCGAGCACAUCACUAGACAAAGACGACUCUGUACGGACUCUUGGUGUCAGGACAAAUAAAUGUGAUGUAUAUUUUUUAAA